Hirundo rustica (Barn swallow) is the source of this 3356-nucleotide messenger RNA. Its product is annotated as SITS-binding protein-like. Lineage: Eukaryota; Metazoa; Chordata; Aves; Passeriformes; Hirundinidae. The coding region runs from base 914 to 2962 and encodes 682 amino acids. The record is from RefSeq and is a predicted model, not a curated record. The transcript has 16 exons.
AUGGAUGGAUGGAUGGAGCUGGGACAUCCAGUGCUGAUCCCCUGGGUGGAUGUUCCUGUGCGUGCAGCUGGGAAGUGCCACCUCCCUGGGGACAGGUGCUGUUGCCUUUGGAGAUCCCAAAUCAGCACCCUCACCCCCCUCUGAGGGAUCUGAGCUCGGAGCAGGAAGUUUGAGGGUGUCCAGCUGCUGCAACAUUCCCUGGAUUUAAAGCCAGGCUGAAAGGCGACGACAGAACUCUGGAAAGGAGCGUGAUCCAGAGGGUGUGCAGUGACGGAAGCCUCUCUUAGGGGACAGUGAUCCUAAAUCCCAGUGGGAAUAACCCUUGGUCCCCGCUUUCCGGGUGUUUCACCAAAAAUCUCGGCUUCUCGAACUCUGCUUAUGGAGGCCGGUUUUGCAGCCAGAGUGAACUUUCCUCCACAUGGAUCUAUAAAGCCUGACAGUCCAGCAUUUUCUUCUCCAUCCAACACUGGAUAUUGCCCCACCUGCAAUGAAAGAUUGAUCCUGGAGAGGAAAAACACUAUCCAGGGGCUUAUGUGGGCCACAGAUGAGAAUUUUCCUGGUGGAUUUGGCCAUCGUGGGACUCUCCUGAAGUCUGGGUCUGGAUCAAGUUCCUUCGGCUCCACGGGUCUCAGACGCGGCCAGGAGGGGAAAACUGCCCUGGGAAAGAGGAGGAAAACCUGCUGCUGGUGGGAAAACCACUGGGAAAAACACCGAGGACACUUCGGGGGCUGUGACAGCGUCUCCGAAUCUGCUUUUAGGGUUUUGGUUUUUUUGUGCGUGCUUUUGGAGCUAUCCCAGAGGAUCUUUUGGAGCUGUCCCGGAGGAUCUUUUGGAGCCAUCCCGGAGGGUUUUCUUUCCCGUGCUGCUGCAGGAGGGGAGAGCAGCGGAGCCGCGGCAUCCCUACGACCGCGCCAUGCCCCUCUCCCGCCACACCGGCCAAAUCCCGGAGUCCACCUGGACCCUUGGGUUCAGGGAGAUGACGGAGCCCUGGAAAGGCGCCGUGGGCUGCCUCGGCGUGGCCGUCUUCUUCGCCAUGACCAUCGGCAUCAUCUCGUGGCAGGCGCUGGAGCAGUCCCCGGAGGAGUGGGUGCUGCGGGGCCGGGCGGCGGGGAUGCUGUGGGAGCGCGGCCGCGGGGCGCUGCUGCUGCGGGCGCUGCCGGCCGGCCGGCCCGUGCUGGCCAUCGCCGUGGGCAGCGUGCCGGCCACCGAGCCCCCGCCGCCCCGGGACCGCUGCUGGCACGACGGCGGACAGUUCUGCUAUUCCUGGGAGGAGGACGCCGAGCUCCGGCUCUCCCUGGAGCCGCCGGCGGCCCCCGGGACCGAGUGCUACGGCGUCCGCUGGACCCCGCUGCGCCCCGACGUGACGCUGAAGGAUUGUUUUUCCAUGGCUAAUGUCUCCUGGUACGGAGGGCCGAGCGUCCGUGCCCAGCGCUGGCCCCUCAACGGCGCCGAGAGCCCCGCGCAGCCCUUGGUCAGCGGCGACCUCAGCACAAACCCCGACGGUUUCGGACCUGUCCUGGAGAGGUACUUCCUGGGAUCCACAGGAGUGACGGUGACGGUGGCUCCGGACGUGUCGCUGCUCCUGUCUCUGGAGAGCCACAGGCAGUUCUGCCUGGAGACGCCGGCGGGACGAGCGGAGGCCCUGCACUACCAGCUGUGCGUCAGCGCCGACGUGGCGGCCGCGCACCGGCACGCGGCCGGCGCUCCGGCGGGAGCGGCUCGGACACCGCCGGACACCGCGCUCCUGGGGUCUCCGAUCUGGCGGUACCACGGCCCGGAGGGUUCGGCCGCCAGGAUCAAGCGAGGCCUGAGGUCGCUGGCGCGGAGGCUGAAGCGGCAUCGCCUUCAGGAGGGCGUCGUGGCCCUGGGGGAGCGCGGCACCGCCGUCCUCGCCGCCGCGGACCUCGUGCCCUCGGAGCGCAGGAAGAGGCAGGUCCCGGCCCUGGCGGAACCUCUGGAGCUCUCCAUCACGCUGUCCCCGUACGCCAGCGUCACCUCCCCGCUCUUCCUGCGCUCCCUGCGUGGUGGCGAGGCAGCGGGAUACUGGCUCAGCCGCCAGCCCCGACCCGGAGGCAGCUCGAUCCCGCUGCUGACCACCUGGAAGGGGCAGCUCUGCGCCCGCCUGAACGUCACCAGUGAGGCAGCGCUGCGCUGGUACCUGGCUCGUGCCCGGCGCCUGCGGCAGGCACUGGGGGCCACCUACGUGGCCUUCGAGGGAGUGGAGGGCAAUUCCUUCCUGGAGCAGGAUGUCCCUGCUCCCGCCGAGCUGGCGGGUGAUGGAUACACCGAGGUGCUGGCGGCGGCGCUGGCGACGCUGGGAAACGGCACCGUCAUCAGCGCCGGGACCAGAUCCGGUCACCUCCCGCUGUUUGUCCAGAUGAGCCCCCUGCGCUCCGACUGGAGCCACGCCGGGCUGAAGGGGCUCAUCCCCUCCGUGCUGCACUACAGCCUCCUGGGCUACAACUUCUUCAUCCCUGAUGCAGUAGGAGGGAGCGUGGCUGGAGCCACCCCGGGGGACCCGGAGCUGUUUGUGAGGUGGCUGCAGAUUGUGACAUUCCUGCCCGUGAUGGCCUUUGGGACCCCGCCCUGGCUCUGCUGUGACGCCUGGGUCCUGAAUCUGACCCGCCAGUGCAUCCAGAGGCACCGGGACUUUGUCGUGCCGCUGCUCCUAAAAUACAGUGAGGAGUGGCAGAGUUUGGGAUACCCCAUCUUCCGUCCUGCCUGGUGGCUCAGCCCCACGGAUCCAGCUGCAUUCACCAUAGAGGAUGAGUUUCUCAUUGGAGAUGAGGUCCUGGUUGCUCCAAUAACAGAAAAGGGACAAACGUGGAGGGAUAUCUAUCUGCCAGGAGAGGGGCACCUCUGGCUGGACACCAACACAGCCCGAGUGUUUGAUGGUGGCACCACCCUCAGGAAUUUCUCUGCCAGCCUGGCCGAGGUGCCCGUGUUUGUAAGAACCUCCUGAAUCCAGGCUGGGCAGCUCCGGGACAGAGACCUUCGAGGGCAGCGCCGGUCGCAGGCGCUCGCUCUCCCCUCAGACUUCCAGCCUCUUUGCACUUUUCCAAGAUCCUUUUGUUUUGUUUUUGUUGGGGGUUUUCUUUUUUUUUUUUUUUUUUUUUUUUUUUUUUAAUUUCAGCAGAAACUGGCUGAAUUUUCUUACUCGUUGUUAUCCUAAAAUAGUGGCUCUGCCGCCAACAUCCGUCCGCACCGAAUGCUGCGUUUUUCCCAGGGUUUUCCUGGUGAAAUGUUUGUGUGUGUGUGUUCAGGUGGGCAUAUCCAGCAUUUCCAGACCCCUGGCAACACGCUCAGAGGGGCAGGGAGAGGAUUUUCCAGGGGAUAAACGAACAUCAGCUUAUACC